Molecule: messenger RNA, 6669 nt
Organism: Anarrhichthys ocellatus (wolf-eel)
Lineage: Eukaryota; Metazoa; Chordata; Actinopteri; Perciformes; Anarhichadidae
Gene: sphk2
Product: sphingosine kinase 2
Exons: 8
Coding region: 1492-4185 (897 amino acids)
Biological process (GO): phosphorylation; sphinganine-1-phosphate biosynthetic process; sphingosine biosynthetic process
Cellular component (GO): membrane; cytoplasm; intracellular membrane-bounded organelle
Source: RefSeq, a predicted model, not a curated record
AGGACGGAGAUCAAGUUAAAACAUCUCUUAUUUUACAUACAUCCCUUUAUUUCCAGUUCAGCCCAUUUUAACGUAUAUCUGACGUCACUAAUCGUAUGAUCAGUAUUGAUAACGAGUUGGCCAAGAGGGAAAAAAAACUUGCUUACCCAGGAAGUGGUCUGUGAAUGAUUGGAGAAUGUCGGUGGGUGUCGCAGUGUUUUCCUUUAUCGCCAUUGGACUUCCUGUCCGCCGCUCAAAGCUGCUGCUGCUGCGUCUCCACACACUUCCUGCAGCGAGCUACAGUUUCCAGAGCAAGCGACUGCCUGUGAGGGAGGGGGGGGGGGAGACGAGAUGAGGAACAAAGAUCUUCGGGAGGGAACGUGAGGCUUGAGUCAGGGACACUACCAUGACAUAAACUGAGGAGCGACCUGGAACUGUCUCCUUGUUUGUCUUUUGUUUUGUUUCUGUUUUGUAUUUUUGUUGUUGUCUAGUCUCCACCUGUCUUACCCGGUGUUCACCCUCUUCUUGUGGAGAACAUAUAAUGAAGUAGUAUUUCUUUGGCUGAAACAUUAAUGUAUGACACUACUGUCUAGAGGACUGGUAUAGUCACUCCUCUUGUCUGCCUCCUAUAUCACUGAGAUUACAGAUAGCAAUACAGGUAUCAAAGGUCUUGAAAAAGCCUGUACUUAUCGUAUCUUUGUGGCAUUAAUUACAUUUCGUCCAGCACCUACCAUGCAACAUACUCCGCAAUAUUCAUUACUUUUUCAUUAAUUUUAUGUAAUUGUUGCAGCCUCCUUGUUUAAACAAGGUGUGUUUGUUUGUCUUAUUCACACUUAAUAGAUCCGUUUUAAUUAUUUGUCCAUUUGUGUAAUUAUUUAAAGAUUUAGUGUUAAUUUCGAGGAGCUGCUCUGCUGCUUUAUAUUGUUAUCGCAAUAGGAGGAUUUGGGAUGUAAUGUAAACUUUUUUUUUUUUUUUUUUUUUUACUGAUGCAAUCUUGUGAAGAACACAUUUGUUGAAAUGACUGAUCUUGUUCUGUUGUCUUUGAAUAUGUUAAAGUGUUGCUCACUCAUUUUUCCACUGGCAGUAAACUGUAGAAGCUGACGACUCUUCAGCUCAAACUUUGAUGGGAGCUUUCUGACUGUAACACAAAGACAGAUCUUUAGCAGUUCACUGGAUAAAUACUCUCCCAGAGGAACCGUUACUCUGGAAGAGGUAUUUCAUUCCUUUUCAAAUGAACACAUACUUCUUAAAUGGACAGACGGAAACAGAAACUCGGAGCAGCGUUUUUUGUGACAUUGUCUCUUGAAUCCUAACACUGAAGAGGGAGAAUGAUUUUGAGGAGAUUUCCGGAACAACACUCUGACUGACAUUCAGAUACAUUUUGAUUUUCACUUAAAAUCUUUAAGAGCUGCCAGAUUCCUCCCUUCAAGCUUCUUCACUGGAGAAAAUACGACCCUCAAGCUUGGUAAACCAACGUUGUCCUGAUCAGCCUGGUCCGCUUCAGCAGCGAGGAUGCGAUCUCCAGAGCCGUCUUCACCUUCCACAGCAGAAGCCCUCCUUCAUGGCCAAUUUGCCAGCUGGGGUUCAGGCAGCAACAGCAACAAUAACAGCUGCCCCAACAGCCCCGGUGGUGGUCCGGGGGGUCUCUCCCCUGCGGCCUCCCCUACUCCGGCCUCCAACUAUGCCUUGACCCUCACUCACACCCACAUACAUAUCCAGCGGCUGUCACCGAGGACGGGGAAGGAAGCCCGUCUCUUGCUGCCUUUGUCGGAGCUGGUGGGGUGCAGCUGCCCUCGUGCCCCGGCGCCCCCUCUUCUGGUGCUUUACUGGUACCCGCCAGGCAAACGACGGAAAGGUGUGUCUCGGCGCAGGCAAGUGAGGGCCUACCUGGCAGAAAGCCGUUGCGAAGCUGAGAGGUGGUCGGCUGCUGUGCAGUGUCUACUGAGAGGUGUGACCGUCACUGCUGACACAGAAUUUUCAAGAAGUCUGCUACCUCGUCCCAGGCGACUAAUGUUACUGGUCAAUCCCUUCAGUGGGAGGGGCCAGGCAAUGCAGUGGUGUCAGACCCACAUCCUGCCAAUGAUCAGAGAGGCCAACAUCAGCUACAACCUUAUACAGACAGAGCGUCAGAACCAUGCCAGAGAGCUCAUCAGAGAGAUAUCGCUCUCAGAGUGGGAUGGCAUCAUCAUCGUCUCUGGAGACGGCCUUCUGCACGAGGUAAUUAAUGGGCUGAUGGAGCGUCCCGACUGGGAACAAGCAAUAAAAACGCCCGUCGGUAUUCUUCCUUGUGGCUCUGGGAAUGCACUGGCUGGCUCCAUCAACCACCAUGCAGGGUAUGACAUGUGCCUUCGGGAGCCCCUCCUUUUGAACUGCUGCUUUUUGCUCUGCCGAGGCGGCGUCCGACCCAUGGACGUGGUUUCUGUGACAACCAGCCCUCCUCCCUCCAUCAACAGCCGUGCCGCAUCACCCAGGAGACUGUUUUCUUUCCUCUCGGUUGCCUGGGGCUUUGUGUCUGAUGUGGACAUUGAGAGUGAGAGGUACCGUGGCCUGGGCUCUGCUCGCUUCACCCUGGGCACCCUGGUGCGCAUAGCUUCUCUUCGAUCCUACAAGGGUCGUCUGUCCUACCUGCCUCCGUCUAUCAGCGCCACAUCACCAGAUGACACACCUCCUCUGCCGAGGAGACCCCUCUCCCGCAGUAUCACAGAAGGCCUGGAGGGCUUCUGUCGAACGCCCAUCCAUCGCACCUGCUCUGACAUGGGCAUCAGUGAACAGAGGAGCCUGCGUAAGGGUGAGGGAGAGAGGGAAAUAGAGGAGAGGCAGAGAGAAAGGGAGAGAAGAAGGCAGAGGGCUAGGGGAGGAGGAAGCGGUGUAGUGAGGGCAAGCAGCCUGGCAGAGGACAGAGAGAGGGAGGGGGAGGUGGAGACGGACGCAGAAGAGGAGAGGUCAGGGACAUGUUCGGAGAGUUCAGAAUCAACUGAAAGGGAAGACUGCAAUAUGGGAAGGGUGGAAAGGUUGGCCGGGAUCAAGGAUGAAAGGGGAGAUGAGGGAAGGGUAGCGCAAGACUCCAGUGAGAUGGAGGAGGAGGAGGAUAAGGGGAAGGAUGGCGGAAGCAGCGGUGGUUCUGCAGAGGGGGGGAGAGUGUCGCAUGCAGGAGAGCUGGAAGAGAGCUGUGGGGUGGACGCGGGGCGAGCGGCAGACGAAGAGCAAGAGGGUUGUCUCACUUGCCAAGAAAACCUUCAGGGGGCCAGACAGGCACUGAGAAAGAAUUCAGCACCUUCAAGCCAGAUAGCCAACACUCUCUUCAACCAGCCUCUCAGUCAGGAGGCCGACACAGAUUCGGGCCCUUCAUAUGGGGUGGAGGACAUGGAUCUGAAUGGGACCUACUACCAGAAGGAACCCUACCAACUGGACGUUGCUCGUGAACGAUCUCUGACCAUCUCCUCUCCCUUUCGUCACAAUCCCUUCUCCUACAAGCCCAAGACCCUGGACCAAAACCAGAAUGCUUCUCGUCCGAGGCCCCUCUCUCUCCUCCAGCACUCCCACUCAAACUCCCUCCCCCCUAAACUCCCAUCCCUCUCCCUGUCUCUUUCUCCCACACCCCCAUCCUCCCCUUCAUGUGCCUCCCCACACUCUUCAUCCUACCUCGUCCCUCGUCCCAAUACCCCAAAUUCCACGUCGCCCUCGCCAUCUCUACGCACACCGUCCUCAUCUUUUAACUUUGACAUUGCUGAGCCAGCAGGACCGCUGAAGAACCGUCCUUUUAUCUCACUUUUGAAUAACCCUCGGGAUGACUUGUUACCCCCCCUCGACCAACCGAUUCCCACCAGAGAUUGGAUCACCAUUGAAGGGGACUUUGUCCUGGUGCUGGCCCUUUAUCAGACCCACCUUGGGGCUGAUCUUCAUGCUGCACCCCAGGCCAGGUUCGACGAUGGGCUGAUCCACCUGACCUUUGUGCGGGCGGGGAUCUCCAGAGCCACUCUGCUGAGACUGUUCUUUGCCAUGGAAAGAGGAAACCACCACUCUGUUAGCUCGCCGUAUGUGAGCCAUAUUACCUGCAAGGCCUUCAGGCUGCAGCCUCUGUCUACACGGGGGACUCUCACUGUCGAUGGAGAACUGGUGCCCUAUGGGCCUCUUCAAGCACAGGUUCAUCCUUCAUUGGCUCGUCUCAUCGUUGGUGACUCUGGAGUGAAGAUUACCAGAUUCUAAUCAGGGAUUGGUUGAGCUGAUUGACAGAUGCAGCGCUCUACUAAAUUAUGUAAUCUCUGUCGUCAUCUGUACUCUGAAAGAGAGGGCGGGGCAUCUGAGAGACAUAAAAUAGCCAGGAAUGCAGAAACUGCUUUUCUGGGGUUUAAUGAAAGGGAUAACCCACCGAGCCACGCAUCAUUGGAGCACGACUGCAGGGAUUAAUAGCGAAUUUGAAAAUGGAUGAAAAAUGCGCCUCAUUGCACAGCUGUUGGAUUACGCAAAGCGUACCCUGAGAAGCAUGAAAACUGCACAGCCUGGGACAGUUAGAGGGAAGAACAAUCGAAUGUUUAUGGACUUUUUUUUUGUGCAGAUAGUGCAUGUGUUGGAUGUAUACAUAGCAGUAUGCAUGCAGAGAAGCGCUACCUGAAUUUUGCCUUUUAAUAAGAUGGAAAGAAAUCAGAUCAAAUUCAGAGAAAUAUGUGUAAACGUGAAAUGCUAUAAAAACUAAGAUUGGCCCAACCUUUUACCUUCAACCCCACCCCAACGUCUAAAUGUUUGAGUAUAAAAACUUCCGUCCAUGAAAGGAAUGCCUUAUCUGACACUGGACAGUACCGUUGUACCUUUGCCCUUACUUGCUCCUACAUGUAUACGAAACCCAAAUAUUCCUGUGCUGGGUUCACACUACGUGCGGCAGAAUCAACAAAACGGCCAAACGUGAGCAGCUCCGUUAUCGCUGAGUCGACAUUGAAGUUGCUCAAGCAGUUAAUUAGUUGACGCUUUGUUGCGUCAACUUUUUAGUAGCACGUCUGGCGUCACCGGCCUCCAAUGAAAAUGAAGACUGUUCCUGUGUCGCUCGUGGUGUGAACGGAACAUGAGUCUCUGUCCACGUGUCAUAGUGUCCGUCCACUACAUCAAAGCAAAGCUACACUUAUAUACUUAGACAACUGGUAGACCCGCCUACUUACUGUUCUCUUUCAGCACGCUACUUUCCACUGUUCUAAGCAUCAGUGGAGAAAAUUUGGACAAACGUACACUUCAAUGACCAUUUUGUUCAUGGAAGGGACUCCAUGUAGAGCAGCUAGAUCAAGCUUUUCAGGGUCAUUGCGUGAGUAGGAGCAAUGGAACCGUUGAACGGUGACCAUUACUGACAUUUUUACGUAAUCUGCCUGUUUUUCAAAGCCGCACGACGAUGACUUUAAACUUUGCAACAUAUUGAACAUAAAAUGAUCUGAACAAAGCGAGCCUCUUUGUCAGUGGUUUAAGAAAUGUUUCAGAUCACUUAGAUGUCUAGAAAAUAUCACUGUCUCUGAGUAAUCGACUAUGGAAGCGUAGAGCACUUCACAUGCCUCUGUUAAGUAGUAAGUAGAGCAUUUAUGUUGCACAGAAAAAUCACAACACUAGAAGGCUUUGUAGCUUUUACAUCCACAGUAACAAAGAAUCUGAGACUGUUUGGUCUAGAAAUGGAUGCGCUAGUAUUUAUAGCUUAGUCCAGAUACUAUAAUAAAUGGAUCACAUUACAUUCCUCGCCUUAAAUGAAUUAAAUGCCUCAAUCUGAUCCCUCUAAACUUUUGAAAAGUCAGACUGACUGAUUUCAAAAUUAUUUUGCCGUAGAUGCAAACAACGGCACAAUACUACAUCCAGCAGCUCUUUGCUGUCACAUCAGACUUUUGAUCAACUGAUCUGUUAAAUGAAAUGAUAAAUUGGGUUUAAAAUUGAAAAUAUCUUAAGAAGGUUUUUUUCCGAUUGUUGAUGUGCUCCUUAUUAAAAUCAAACAGCAGAUCUUGGAGCCCGCACUAGGAGUUCUCAUGUUAUAUGAAUAAAUUGUGGAAACGUUAUAAUAAAACCUGAUGAUAUAUUUGGUCUUGACAAAGGAUAAAUCGUACGCAUGUCCAGUGUAUCAUUCGGUAAAGUCUUGUGCCGACUGCUUGGGUCACCAUCCACAUACUGUAUGUCUUUGGUCAUGCCUGGACAAAUCAAUGCCUUUGUAUAAUAAGCCUGUAAAUUCUGGCUGCUGAUAAUGAACUGUUAAAACCUGACUGCAGAAAAUGGAGUAAAACUUUUUGCUCACCAGGCCUUUACUUUGCUUCUUUAAUUUGUUUUUUCUUCCAUCGAGCACACAAUGCAGCUAGUCUACCACAACUACAGAAUGUGAAUGCAACAUGUUGAGUCUAGGCUUGUAACAGUCCCAAAUAGCAGGAUCUUUAUACACUUUGAAUGGAGUUGUUUUCCAAAAAUGUUUACUCGCAAUAUUGACUAGUUUACCUUCCUAAACAUUUUGUCGUUGAUGGCGAUAGCUUGGACUCUGGUGUUCUAGACCAAUUUGAUAUCACAAUGUCGGGGUAUAGCCCCUCAAUUGAUCACGCCAUUAAGUUUUUCUGUAGUGGGCUGCCUGUAAUGAAAUUGUAAUUAUUACUAAAAUCAUAUGAAUAUAUGAAAUAUUUAAAUACACAAUGUACAGUUAAUAGUUAUGUUUUUGAAUAAAUGUAACUUGAUAAGUUUUCUGCA